CAGUCAUCGAUGGUGUGAAUACGGCUGGAACCGCAAUGAGAGAGACGACAAGCCUCGUCGAAGGCAAUGAAGGGGGAAAGGUGGUGGAACUCGUGGUUGCGCUCGAUUGUGCGCUGUUUAGUUGUUUCCGUGCGGCUCUUAGGCGCGGUCCACGGAAGCCAGUGCCCGGGGAUCGGAUGGGAAUUCCGUUAGGCUUAGCUCUAGCGCAUUGAUACCCGCGGACGCGGUAGCAUCUGCCUCGUCAAAUUCUAUAUCCACUUCGUAUCCUCUCUGUUAUGGAAAGAAAAGAUAUCCGUACCAGAUCUAUAGAUGAGUCAAUCUGGCGCGAUCUCUCCAAAGAUACCUUCCGACAACAUUUAGUCAACCUUGAAGAGACGACCAACGCGGUCCCUAUCGCUCCUCAAUACUUCAGCGCCGCAGACUGGCUUCCUGCAUCUCCACAUGAUCCGAACACGAAGUACAGCUUACCACUCGUUGUCGAACAACGUCUUGCCGAUGAUUUUGCUUCCCUUGUAGCUGUCGAUGAAGGUGCACAAAGCGUGGCUGCUGUUUGUAUCGAGCAGCAUCUUGGCCCGCCAAGUCUCACACUGCGAUUCGCCGCAUUGGACAUCUCGCUGAACAACGAGACUAAGACUGCAUUGGAAGGAUGGUCAUCUAUUCUGUCAACGGUAGAUGCUGAUCGGGAGGAGAAUGGCUCAAAUGCUAUGAAAGUACUAUAUCACAGUAUUGUUCGCUUGCAUCGCCGACGUCUCCUUGCACGACUACGCUCCUCUCAUUGGGAGAAACCGAAGUAUCUGUCCAAGAGUCACAAAAAACCUUUGUUGAAGGAUAUAGAUAAUCUUAUCCACCGUGCACAAUUUUCACACACCAGAAAGGAGGCCGAGUCAAGAUUGCAGGUGGAGAAGCACUUGAGAGAUCUGGUGUCUACCUACCAAGCUUUUGAAAACAUAUCCGGGAAUCAUCUGGAAGAUUUGUACUCCCUCGUGGCGGCCAGUUUCGAAUUUUGCUCGACCGCUUCAAUUCAGGAUUUUCUUGUACGUUUGGAAGACAGUAUUGGAUCAACACCAACACCGCAAGUUGCAUCAGCCAUCAAAUCCCUCCGACAAAUCCAGAAGAUUGCAUCAUAUCGCCGAAUCCCAAUAUCCUUAGUCAGUAUCGCCACGCGAUAUCCUCAAAUGUUCACCCACGGCCUCAGCAUGGCCUACCUACCACCAUAUCAAAGCAUCCCAACUCUCAUCGGCUACGAAUCCUGGGCCCGAACGCUCCAUGUCCAUGCCGAAGUCCAGUUGGCACUUCAUUAGACCUCUUCACCCAAGAGAGCACCCAUAAAGCAGUAUUCUUACCGCCAAGAGCUAUCGGCAUAUCGAAAUCUCUCUGUUAUCUUUGCUAUAGAUUCUUGCUAUCACACGGUGGCUUCUUUCCGUCGAGAACCCAUGGGAGACUGUAUGAUCAGUGGACCGUGCCUGAUCUGGUAGAGUUUGGUGAACCGCUGGCAGAGCAAAUGAGGAGGAUCGUGAGGGAGGUUGAUGAUGAAGUUGUGAGACAUACGGUGGAGGUUAUCAAUGAGGAGAGUGUCGAGCGUAUGGUUAACCAGCUC
Molecule: messenger RNA, 1597 nt
Organism: Hyaloscypha bicolor E
Lineage: Eukaryota; Fungi; Ascomycota; Leotiomycetes; Helotiales; Hyaloscyphaceae
Exons: 1
Coding region: 276-1301 (341 amino acids)
Source: RefSeq, a predicted model, not a curated record